AAAGACGCCGAACGCCGCCGCAGACAUUAAACGAGUUAAUAAGAGUUAUACGCUCACAAUAUUUUAUAUACCAUACAUUUGAAAAUGAAGCUUGCUAGACAGCUUCGAAUUAUUUUUGGAACUUGAAAUUUGAUUUAGCUAAGCUGUAUACGGAAAUAAAUGAAGAGAGAAGAUAAAAAUAUAAAUAUAUAUUAUUUUUCGCCUGACAAAUUACGUAAUACAAUUUAUAAACGAAAUGUGAACGAGAAAAGCGCCAAGAUAAAUUCAGUUAACAACACGAAUCGAUCGACGGACGACACACGAGCAUUUCGAAAACAAAUUCGGCCAGAACCACACCAAGCUAAUUUAUUAUAGAAGGAGAAGCACUCAUGGGAAUUUAUAUCUGUUAAUGGAAUUAAAAAAAAGCCACUAAAUCUAAAUUUUAAAUAGACACUUAUUUAUUAUCGUCCAAUAUAAUUGUCAACAAUGGUGGAUUAAAAAUGUCAACAACUAAUCAUGACAAUAGUCCACGGUCGUCGUCGGUUAAAAGUGCUCCUAACGAAAUUGAAAUUGAACCGGGUGGUGCUGCGGGUGCGAAAACGACUACGAGUACGGAGGAAACUCUGAUCAAAAAGUGCAAAAGUGAAUUAGAUCUGGUUAAGAAUAAGAGCAAUUUGUUUUUUAUAAAAUCCUAUAGUUUCAUUGAUAAAACAUCGAAGUGUAAGAAUCAGCAAAAUAGUGACGUGUCAAAUCUCACCGAGUUGUCAAAAAUGAUAUCGAAACCGGGUAUAAGCGAAACGGAAACGGCAACGGGAGCGGAUUUGAAUUAUGACGAUUCGUUGUUGUUGAGAAGAAAGAGUGUUGGUAAUAAUAGUGAAAAACAAGUGCGCCCAAAAUCACUGCCAUCAACGGGAAAUGUCAAACGUGAGUCUUUUUUGAAACAAAGCUUUCAGAGCAUUCGAAGGAGUUUUAGAAAAAAACCACCAACGUCGUCGUCCUCGGUGGUCUAUAGUGGUGUGGGAAGUGUAAUGAGUUCGUCUUCAAGUGGUGGCAGUGAGAGAACUAAUUGUGAGAGUGAUUUUGAAGUUGUCGAAGUGAAUGGAGGUAAUGUUAGAACUCGCAGUCACCUGGGCGAUUUGCAAGAGGAAGAAGAUGAGUCGCGGACAUCGAAAGGUAGCAGUUUUCGAGGAAAUAAGAUGGCGGUUAAGAGAUCGACAAGCAGCGUUAGCACUCUUUCACACUCAGCACCUGGAUCUCCUAUGGCACCAUUGCAAGGACACUCUGAAACUCAAAGUGUAAACUGUUUAAAUAAUAUUGGAAAAAAUAAUUCUAGUCCCUACACAAUAACACAAUCGAGUAGCACAAUUCCGUUCACAAUUGGAUCAAAAGGGGAUAAUAAAGCGUUAAGGCAAACUAAUUCAACACCAUUGCCCCUGGUGUCAUCUUCAGCAAAUCUUCGAAGUCUUAGUCCACACUCUAAAGUCACCAUCGUGUCGAAAAAUGAAGUUCCAGAAAAAGAAAAAAAGAGAAAAGAGGUAUCCAGCUCGAGAUUGAAGAAAUUCCAUCGUCACUUCACACAAGUCUCUAAAGACGAACGAGUUAUAAACUAUUUCUCAUGUGCAUUAGUCAGUGAUAUUCUAUUGCAAGGACAUCUUUACAUUACUGAUCAUCAUUUUGCAUUUUAUUCGAAUGUUUUCGGUUAUGUGACGAAGGUCGUCAUUCCAACAUCAUCAGUUACUAAAAUAUCUAAAGAAAAAGUAGCAAAAAUUAUUCCUAAUGCCGUUGGAGUGGCCACUGCUGAUGAGCGCCAUGUUUUCGGAAGUUUCCUUAGCCGAGAAUCUGCGUUUCGAUUAAUGUGCAGCGUAUGUCCGACAGAAACACCAGCUCCAUUGAUUCCAAAAGCCCUUCCCGACGUAGAGAUAUCUGAAGAGUACUCGAUUGAGGAUGAUAGUAGUUGUUCAAUCAGUGGUAAUGAAAGUCCACCACAGAUCCUAACUGCUGGCAGGACUGCUACCGCUUCGGAGCCUAGCCACACCUUGUUGCGUCGAAAUACCGGCGGGAAGGGCACUCGAUCAGAUUCCCCAAAUGCCAAAAACUCUUCCAACGCCACCGGGGGCUCAACUCGUACAGCACCGCCAUCAAUUCCAAGCACAAACUCAACGUCCACAACAUCAACAACAAGUAAAGCCCAACAAGCAUCUUCUUCUUCAACAGCUUCUUGUGCUUCGUCUAGCUCAUCACUACCUACGACAACCUUAGUUGGUGUUGGUAGUGUUGUUGUCGGUCCAUCAUCAACUAUCAUAACAUCAACUUCCUCAACCUCAUCUGCAUCAUCUAUUGGUAAUGGUCCAACAUCAUCCUCCUCAUCUUCACCCAAUACUGUGGUGUUUUCUCCAUCGACUGCAUUCAAAGCAUUUUCACAGAGCGCAAUUGUACGUUUGAAAUUUCCCACAGAAUUCAAUGUAGUUUAUCUGGGCGUUGUGCUGUCUCUUAUUUUGGCCAUUUUCUCGGGAUUCCUACUUUAUAGAAUAAUGGAUAUUGAGGCCAAAACUAGUUUAUAUCGAUCAACAGUAGAAUUUAAUUGGGGAUCUGGAAAUGAUGCUGAUGUUUUCGCUGAAGCUCUUCGAUGGCAAAAGGAACUGCAAUCGAAGAGCACUGAAGAAGCUCAGAAUAUACUGCACUCAAAUUUGCAACAGAUUGCCAAGGUCCGAAGAAGCUUAGAAACCCUCUCAAUGUUAAUCCAUGACAGAAGUUCGUCCUCCGCUAGCAAGUCUGAAGGGAACGUGGACCGAGAUGACACUGACUGAAAUAGCUAAAAGCUAAUUUAAUCUUAGUAUAAAUGCAAAUAAAAAAUCAGCAACCAACUUAGUAAAUAAUUUAAGCAAAAAAAUUAGUUUAAAACAAAAAUACUUAUCUACAAAAAAUAUUCGUAAAUGAUUAAAACAAAAAUAUUCUUGCAGCAUUUUCGCUUUAAAACAAUCAAUUUAAAUCAGAAUUAUGCUUAAACUCUAUAGAGACAGAUAUUAAAAAAUAAUAAUAUUAUAUUAUUAUUAUAUCCAUGUAUAAAUUAUAACAUAAUUAAAAAGAAGAAACAAAUUUCCUCUGUAAACAUAGGAAGAAAUGAAGAUGAGUAAAAACUCUAUGAUUAUGCUAAAAGUAAUUUUGUUGUGAAUAAUUCGAACAAAUAAAAACUUUAAAAUUUAAUCUUUAAACAAUUAUGUAUAAUGUAAUUGAAAUUAUUCAAUCUUUUCCUAGCAUUUAAAUAUAAAUCAAAAUCAUUAUAAAAUGAAUGUCCUAAUGGCAAACGAUGAAUGUGGAUUCGUAGUUUAAAUGGAUAAAUAUUUGUAUGCUUUUCGUUUAAAACUUCCCCAAGCGUAAUUUUAGUAUAUUGUGAAUCUUUAAACUUGUAUGUUAUUAUUUUGUUUCUUUUUACUUUUGUAUUUUUCCCAAGAGAAAAUAAGUAAUAAUGGAAUUAUUGCUGGGAUAUUGUGCAAUUUCAAGUUUAUACAUUUAUUUUUAUUUGAUCGCGCAAUUUUGUUUAUGAAAAAGAACAUAUUUUGGAAGAAUGAAAAGAAAAAGAAAAAUGUAGUAAAAACGCUGCCCCGUGUUUAUAUUGUGAUAUUAAGAAAUAAUAAAAAGUAUGAUUUUCGUUCUUGUUUCUUUACAAAGUAAACAUACAA
Messenger RNA from Eupeodes corollae, 3659 nucleotides. RefSeq lists its product as uncharacterized. The record is from RefSeq and is a predicted model, not a curated record. The transcript is spliced from 9 exons. The coding region runs from base 480 to 2786 and encodes 768 amino acids. NCBI's taxonomy places the organism in Eukaryota, Metazoa, Arthropoda, Insecta, Diptera, Syrphidae. Gene Ontology annotation, molecular function: sterol binding; sterol transfer activity. Gene Ontology annotation, cellular component: endoplasmic reticulum-plasma membrane contact site; endoplasmic reticulum membrane; plasma membrane. Gene Ontology annotation, biological process: intracellular sterol transport.